Messenger RNA from Leptomonas pyrrhocoris, 4715 nucleotides. RefSeq lists its product as hypothetical. Bases 306 to 4715 code for a protein of 1469 amino acids. The record is from RefSeq and is a predicted model, not a curated record. The transcript has a single exon. NCBI's taxonomy places the organism in Eukaryota, Euglenozoa, Kinetoplastea, Trypanosomatida, Trypanosomatidae.
GCGUACGCACACAUACACAGAGGACAUUCAUACGUACCUUUCAAGAGCAUUUAUACCCAUUACCCCUCUGAUUACCAUAUCCUAUUUCUUUCUAUACACACUCCUAUACACACACGCACACACGCACACACGCGCACACGCACACACACAUCGAGCCUUUACUCGCAGCGGCCCCCGUACACACGUCAGACCGGCUACAUGUCUCAGUACUCGCCAACACUGAAAUCUUUAUCCAUUUCUAAUUCUCGCUAUCUCUUUAUUACAGUUGUUUUGAGGUGUUGCACCUCCCUUCAAACGUGAGAGCCAUGCACCCCCACAGCAUUCCUCGUGACGAUUCCGCUGGCACAGGUGGCGCCCAACACCGUAGCAGCCGCACCCAAACUGCCGCCCCAAGAACAGCUCCUCUCCACGUUGCGCGCUCAUCUGAGCAGCCUCACUACCCUGCAACCUCCCCCCGACCACAGCUGCCGCGCUCCGCCGGCUCCAGUACGAUCAAGACGUGGAGCAGUCGCCCGAGUACGCCCCUUAGCGGCCGCGCUUCCAAGGCCUCAACCACCGUCUCAUCACAUCGUGACAGGCCAGCCUCCACCCCGGUGCAGCGCUCGGCGAACAAUUCGACACCACGUUCGGCACGCGAUCGCACCGCGGCUCUCACACCUGCGGCAACAGCAACUGCUCGAACGCGGCUGCGAUCAACACCCCUCACGCGCAAGAAGCCGCUGCGUGCGGAGAGGGCAGCGGAAGCCCCGCCGGCACAGCCUGCAACCGUGCCCGUAGUGAACUCCAUCACCUAUAUUGCGCCACCCAUGCCAACGGCACCGCCGCUUUCGCUGAAGAGACCGUCAACUGCGCACACGACAGCCCCCCAGCAGUCGCCAUCUUCGGAAAAUGAGAAGGAUGGUGGUGUCUCUGUCCAGCCAUCGGUAACUUCGCCUGCGCCUGCCGCGCACCAGGCCGGACACGGCGUCCGCACCGGUGCAAAUGAGCCCUUUGCCGGUGUUGCGGUGGCUUCAUCCAGAGACGCCGCGGAUAGAAACAAGAGUGCACCGCCGCCAACGACGAAGGAGGAGAGAACAACCACGAAAAGCAGCGCGCCUGAGCGCGAGACGGGCGCUAAGGCUCCUGCUGCUGCCAUAUCUUCUUUUGCUACGAAAUCACACCGAGCAGCUCGUGUGCCACCUUCUCAAACGCGGAAGCAGCCUUCCCCUUCAGCGCAAAGAAAUCAAAAGACGAUGGAGGAAGGAGAGGUCCUUGCACGGUAUUUCUUGGCCGCACAUCGAACAGGCGACGCAUCGGCAGCAGCCAGCAGUUGCUUCCCUGCCUGUCCGCCAACGCCGCACCUCUGUCAGCUACCCCCUUGCAACGACGAGGAACGGCGCCGGCUCUUUAUGGCGCUGUCGUACGGCUCCUGCAAGGACUCUCUGUGGUCUCUGCACCGACACGUGCUGCCUUUUCUCGCCACGCACGCAUCCCUCGUCAUGCCUGUUACGGUGGCACAGAUGCGAGCCGUCCUGGGGGACGAUGAGGCGCUUGCCUCGCUCGACACGGCGCCGCCCUGUGCCGCGUGUGGAUCUUCUUCUGCGAUUGCACUUGCUCGCUUUGCCUCGGAGCUGUGCUCGUGGUUUUUUUAUGUUGGCGUGCUCGGCUGCGACGAGCAGCUCACCUGGACGGCGGCGUUGGGUGGCGUCCCGACCCUGCUAGACGUGGUGUCCGCGCCGUCAGAGGCACAGUCAAAUACGAAGACUCGCGCCGCGUCAAGGACGACGUCGCGCUCGUUUGCACAGCCAACACCGCAGCAUAACGCUUCUCUGGCGUCGUCCGUUGCGUAUUCGUCCCACGACGUUUACGGCCCGGCGUCACUACCGCAUGUGUUGCCGCUCCGCGAUGGAAAGAAGAAACAAGUCUCUCCGGGCGAGGAUGUAAAAGACAGCAAGCACAGGGAAGCGACGGUGAUGUGGCAGACAACGCGGCUCGAGCAAUCGAUGGAGGCGGCGUCUUCCACCGCCGCCUCGGUGGAGUUUAGCUCCGUCGCCGAGGUGCCGCCGUUUAUUACGAAGGACGCGUUUGUGUGCGGCUGCGACGUUCUGCAGCGGCUUCUGGACGAGCGCGCAUCCGCCAUGGCCGCCCUACGGACUGAAGAGGGGGGCCACUCGGAAACGCAGAACUUCCUAUCGCUGCUGUGUGCGACGCUGCGCUCCACUGACGUCUAUGAAGAAACAGAUACAAAUCAAUGCAGCACGCAAUGGAAGGACGAUGUGUUGCCGCCAGGGCGCGUGUCCCCCGCCGUACGAGCGAGUCUGCGCCGCGUGCAGUUUUAUAUCCGCCUGCAGAACUUUAUGCGGCAGCUGUGUUUUUACCAACGUGCACGUGAAGUGGCGCCGGGCCUGUGUGACACGCAGCUGAUCGAAGUCGUGCUACGGUCACGACUGCGCAUGACGGCGGCGCCUGCCGAUGUUGCCAAGACCUCGAGAAAGCAACAUCCGAAUAGCAGAGAGGAAAAAGAAAUGGAAAUACUUCCCCGCCAGUGCAGCUGGAUCGGCCGUUGUCUGCUCGACCGCGGCCUGCGCCACGCUAUCCUGCGAGUUCAUCCAGUCACCGCACGCAGUUCACCGAGCACAGCUACCAACACCACCUCAGUGGCAGCGGACACGCUCGAUGUUCUCCUCACGUUGCGCAGCCGCGAAGCUGAACGCGUCGUGCGCAGCGCAGUGGAUGUAAACUUCAGCGUCGCUCUCAGCGGCCAGCACCGCGAAUGUCCAGCGCCGGCGCCGGCGUCUACGUCGGAUGACACAUCAGGCCGUCACGGCAGCCUACCCGCCGCCGUGUUGCAGUUCUUUCCCAUCCCACGGUGGUCGCCGUGGCAGCAGCAGCAGCAGCAGCCACCGUCUCGCACAGCGUGGAAUUCAUCUCCCAGGACCGACGGCGUCACUUCAUGUCUCUUUGUCACCGCCCUCCUCGUCACCACCGCUCUCGGUCCUCUGCUGUACUGCGUUGUCCGCUGCGUUGAGCUGGACUGGCUGCCGGGGUGGGGUGCCGAUGGAGGGCCCCUCGCACCACGGCACAGCGUGGUCGGCAUUUUGACGGUGGACCUGUUAACGCUGCAGCGUUCGUUAAGUCAACUUGGGGUUUUGGCACUGGUGCUGCUGCUGACGCGCGCUGUAGGUCGCAGACGGGGUGCCGCUGCGGCCACGUUAGACGUGCAGUAUCGCCUGAUCCAAUCACAGGCGACGCGACUGGCCACGGUGUCCCCCGCGUGGCUCUACUCCGCCUGGGCGCUGCAGAGGGAGACGGUGGUGGCCGCCGCGGCUGCACAUCGCUGUAAGGUGCGACUUGCUCUGGCCUGUCGGGCAGCGGAGGCCGCGGAUGGUCGCGGCUCAACGUCACGCGCGUUUCUCUUGCUCGUCGCCUGCGUUGUAUCUCUUUCGGGACUGUUCAGCGUGGCGCCGGUGACCUUCUUUCCUCGCCGAAGCAUCAUCGUCGACGGGGUAGGGCUGGUGCUGACGAUGGUCUUCACCUGGCGCAGCGUAAUGCUCGCCUGGCGGCACCGUCAGCGCAGGCUGGAUUGGUGGUUGCAGCGCCAAGCCUGCUUUGCCGAAGGCUUCGCACACGACCUGCUGCGCACCAUCGCCCUGACGGACGGGUGGGCCACGAGAGGAGCCCCCACGGAGGAGGGGCCGCUUUGCUUUCUGCCGCCCGCCUCUGAUCUCCUCUCCACCGCCCUGUGCGUCAUGCCUCUGCCGCUGCUGGAGGAGCUUGCCACGGUGGCGUACGUCAUGCAGCUGUGCCAGAGUUUGGACAGCACGACGGAGCUGCGAGCGCGGCGGUUUCCACCGUGCGAUGUCCACCAUCUUCGUGACUUUCCGAUGCACUGCUUCUGGGAGCAGCUAUGCGGGCACGCCGCGGUGGCCUACAUGGACGGCGGCGGCAAUGAGGCUUCCGCCAUCGCCGUCGUCGAGCGUGUUGCCGCCGCCUGUGCGGAAGCUGUGGAAGAAGAGGAGGAGGCGAAGGGGCGCCACGCCCAGCAAUCACCCGUCGAGCUGCUCUUGCAGCUCCUCUUGCCGUGGGCAGCGAGGGCGAAUGUGCCGCUAUCUGGCGCCGCCGCGGACGCCUACGAGGGAGGUGAAGACGCGGAAAUCUGGGAGGUGCUUGCCCCUGUGGCAUCGACGUCAGCCACGCUGUGGUUACCGGAUGAGCUGCACGUUCCUCACGCUCCUUCCUCCCUACCACAGUCCUCCAGUGAACGCGCCGACGGGCCCGCAGAGCAGCCUAUCCCACUCGAUGUGGAGCCGCGCCGCAUGCCCUACUUGACGGUGCCGCAGCGGCGGCGGCUGGUCUGCGCCGCGGUGGUCUUUGCCGGAUUCGGUAUGGAGCCUCGCUGUUGUUCUUCUCGGAAAUCUCGAACAAGGUCGCCGGCAGUCUCGACAGCACCUGCGCAAGCGCGUGGAGGAGGGGACGCUUGCCUCACCGAGAGCACCCUGCUGUGCCUUGUGCAUCUCGUGUUUGGUCAGCUCUCCCUCGGGCUCGGGGGCAGGACGGCCGAAUCUUUCGCGGGACAGUGGCGCGAGGCGGAGCGUCGCACUCGAGCUGCCGUAGACCUUGUCCAGCGCGUGAUCGUGACAAUGCGACUGUGCGGUGGGAUUCGCGGCGCGUCUGACGCCGCAGAAACCGGAUGGUGCUCCAUUCUACCGCAGUUGGAGCACGUCUGUUUUGCUUAA